Molecule: messenger RNA, 467 nt
Organism: Frieseomelitta varia
Lineage: Eukaryota; Metazoa; Arthropoda; Insecta; Hymenoptera; Apidae
Gene: RpS27
Product: 40S ribosomal protein S27
Exons: 2
Coding region: 141-398 (85 amino acids)
Biological process (GO): translation; ribosomal small subunit assembly
Cellular component (GO): ribosome; cytosolic small ribosomal subunit
Molecular function (GO): structural constituent of ribosome; RNA binding
Source: RefSeq, a predicted model, not a curated record
GCAACAAUGAAUCAAUAGGGAGUUUGAUUAUAUAAAACCAGGCAGUCCGUGUUCUUUUAGUUCAUAACGUUGUUAAAGAAACACGUGGUGAAGAGUGUGAUUAUUGAAUUUAAAGCGAAAUACAAACACUGUCACGUAAAAUGCCCCUUGCUAAAGAUUUUCUCCAUCCAAGUCCAGCUGAAGAAAAAAGAAAACAUAAGCUAAAGAGGCUUGUACAAAAGCCAAAUAGCUAUUUUAUGGAUGUGAAGUGCCCUGGAUGUUAUGCCAUUAAAACCAUCUUUUCGCAUGCACAAAGAUCAGUGGAAUGUGAUGGAUGUCGUACAAUAUUAUGCACAUCUACAGGUGGCAAAGCUCGAUUGACAGAGGGUUGCUCAUUUAGGAGAAAGGUUCAAUGUUAAUGUAACAAUGAUUAAGGCAACAUAAUGUGUACUCUUUAUAUUCAAUAAAUAAACAAAAUUAUUGUACAA